UCCCCUCGCCCCCAGUGCCUCUCUUUUCCCUGGAAAGUCCAAUGUCUCUGUGACCUUGGAAGGAGCCGCCUGAGACUCUCUGUUCAGCUGGCACCCACAGCCCUGAGCCGCCAGAGCCUGGAGAAGAUGCAGCUGUACCUGGUGCUUCUCCUCAUCAGCUACUUGCUGACUCCGAUUGGUGCCUCCAUCUUGGGGCGCUGCGUGGUGGCUAAGAAACUCUAUGACGGGGGCUUAAAUUAUUUUGAGGGCUACAGCCUUGAAAACUGGGUGUGCCUGGCUUAUUUUGAGAGCAAGUUCAACCCCUCGGCUGUCUAUGAGAACUCACGAGAUGGCUCCACCGGCUUCGGCCUCUUUCAGAUUCGCGACAAUGAAUGGUGUGACCAUGGCAAGAACCUCUGCAGUGUGUCCUGCACGGCUUUACUGAAUCCCAACUUAAAGGAUACAAUCGAGUGUGCCAAGAAAAUCGUGAAAGGAAAACAAGGGAUGGGUGCAUGGCCCGUCUGGUCCAGGAACUGCCAGCUGUCGGACAUUCUGGAUCGGUGGCUGGAUGGCUGUGAGCUGUAGGCGCCUGUGUGGUCCUGCCUCACUUGCCGGCCGUGUCUUGGGACUGAGGGCGCUUUUCUGUUUGCUGCUUCAAUCCAUCCGGUUAUCUCACCACUGAUGGCUCCAGAUGGAAAGGGACAACAGUCCUCACUUCAUCCGGGGGUGCAAGGUGCAGAAUAAACCAGCUAGUUACUCAACCUG
Rattus rattus (black rat) is the source of this 744-nucleotide messenger RNA. It is a transcript of the gene Lyzl4, whose product is annotated as lysozyme like 4. The record is from RefSeq and is a predicted model, not a curated record. Gene Ontology annotation, biological process: fusion of sperm to egg plasma membrane involved in single fertilization. The transcript is spliced from 4 exons. Bases 127 to 564 code for a protein of 145 amino acids. Gene Ontology annotation, cellular component: acrosomal vesicle; sperm flagellum. Gene Ontology annotation, molecular function: lysozyme activity. NCBI's taxonomy places the organism in Eukaryota, Metazoa, Chordata, Mammalia, Rodentia, Muridae.